Penicillium brasilianum is the source of this 1435-nucleotide messenger RNA. NCBI's taxonomy places the organism in Eukaryota, Fungi, Ascomycota, Eurotiomycetes, Eurotiales, Aspergillaceae. The record is from the annotation of a GenBank genome assembly.
CUGACGCUGCUUGUCGUCCGCUGGGCAGAUUCUUAGCCAGAAGAAAAAAAAAAAGAAAAAGGGCCGCACCUCCCCUGGAACCUCUGGCAUAGGUCCCCUCCGCACCUUGUAUCUUCGGAGACCCCUUCUGCAACACCAUGGACAACGCGACUUCUUUGCUGGCGUCGCAGUCACUGACGGACGCGGCAAGGGCCCUCCUUGACGCUGCCCCUCGACAAUGGCUCCCCUACGUUUUGGGCUUGCUGGUAGGCUAUCCUCUUCUCACGGGUAGCUUGCGAUACCAGCGAAUGCGAAACAUGUACAAAAAAUACCCGUAUGUCACUCGGCACGACAUGGCGAAUAUGACCGACGAUCACGCAUUCGAGAUCCAGAAAGCCGUGGCACAGCUCGAAUUCCCAUUUAUGUUUAUCAAGUCACUGCAAUUUGCCUUGUUUAGGACCUACGGCAUCCCAACAAUCUCCCACCUCCUCACCAAAACCAGCCAAUUCUCCAGCCCAGAAACAUCGCUCAAGCGGUACACGGACACGAGCGCCCUCGUCCAAGAAAUGGUGGGCAACAGCCCAACCUCCGCACGAGCCUACGCCUCCUUCGCCCGCACCCGCUUCCUGCACUCUGGCUACCGGGCCUCGGGCAAGAUCCUCGACGACGACAUGCUCUAUACACUCGCCCUCUUCGCCCUGGAGCCCAUCCGCUUCAUCAGCCGCUACGAGUGGCGUGAACUAAGUGAUCUAGAGCGCUGCGCUAUCGGCACGUUCUGGAAGAGCGCGGGCGAUGCCUUGGGUAUCGGAUACGAGAAGUUGCCGUCCGGCGCAACGGGGUUCAAGGAUGGAAUCCAGUGGUUAGAGGAACUCGAGGCUUGGAGUGAGGCGUACGAGGCAAAGUGUAUGGUGCCCGACGUGAAGAAUCGGGAGACGGCCGACCAGACUACGGCCGUGUUGCUGUACAUGUUGCCCAAGGUGUUGCAUCCGGUUGGACUGCAGUUUGUAUCGUUUAUGAUGGAUGAGCGGUUGCGGAAGGCGAUGCUAUACGACGCGCCUUCUUCUGUCGCGGUCAUUGCUUUUUCAAGCCUGUUGACCGUUCGCAAGCUCUUCUUGCGGUAUCUAUCUCUGCCUCGGCCGUAUUUCUUGCGCUCGGUCUCGUUCACUGAUGAACCCGAUGAGCAUAACCGCUUCUUCCUGACUCAGUGGGAAGCGGCGCCUUACUAUGUCAAGCCGACAUUUUGGAAUCGCUGGGGUCCCACUGCGUUGCUAACCCGGAUUCUUGGACGGCCGGUGCCUGGUGACGAGCGUGAUAAGUAUUAUCCUCAAGGGUAUAGUAUUCAAGACGUUGGACCGAAGUACUUUGAGGGUAAAGGGCGUAAAGCAAUCGAGGAAGCGAUGGAAGAGUUCAAGGAAUAUCGGACUGGAAAGUGCCCAUUCCAUUGAAAUGGGGGGGG